Molecule: messenger RNA, 1379 nt
Organism: Rhea pennata
Lineage: Eukaryota; Metazoa; Chordata; Aves; Rheiformes; Rheidae
Gene: DPM1
Product: dolichyl-phosphate mannosyltransferase subunit 1, catalytic
Exons: 9
Coding region: 25-753 (242 amino acids)
Biological process (GO): protein O-linked glycosylation via mannose; GPI anchor biosynthetic process; dolichol-linked oligosaccharide biosynthetic process
Cellular component (GO): endoplasmic reticulum membrane
Molecular function (GO): dolichyl-phosphate beta-D-mannosyltransferase activity
Source: RefSeq, a predicted model, not a curated record
UUCCGGGAGUCGCGGGGCGCCGCCAUGGCCGCCGGUGGCGCGGACAAGGUGUCGGUGCUGCUGCCCACGUACAACGAGCGCGAGAACCUGCCGCUCGUCGUCUGGCUGCUGGCGCGCAGCUUCGAGGCGAGUGGAUACAACUUUGAAAUUAUAAUCAUAGAUGAUGGAAGCCCUGAUGGGACACAGGAAGUUGCUGAACAAUUGGUAAAGAUAUAUGGAUCAGAUAAAAUACUUUUAAGACCUCGAGCAAAAAAGUUGGGCCUGGGCACUGCUUAUAUUCAUGGAAUGAAGCACGCUACUGGGAAUUUUAUUGUUAUUAUGGAUGCUGACCUUUCUCACCAUCCAAAAUUUAUUGCAGAAUUUAUCAGAAAGCAGAAAGAAGGCAAUUUUGAUAUUGUAUCUGGAACAAGAUAUAAAGGAAAUGGAGGAGUGUAUGGCUGGGAUUUGAAAAGAAAAUUAAUCAGUCGUGGUGCCAAUUUUAUAACUCAGGUUUUGCUGAGACCAGGUGCAUCUGACUUAACUGGGAGUUUCAGGUUAUACAGAAAAGAAGUCUUACAGAAACUAAUGGAAAAAUGUGUUUCUAAAGGAUACGUGUUCCAGAUGGAGAUGAUUGUUCGGGCUAGACAGUUAGGAUAUACUGUUGGAGAGGUUCCUAUUUCAUUUGUGGACCGUGUCUAUGGAGAAUCUAAACUGGGAGGCAAUGAAAUAGUCUCCUUCUUAAAGGGACUCUUGACUUUGUUUGCUACAACGUGAUAGUUUAUCCUAAAUUAACGUUUUUAGAAAAACAUUUUCUAAGAUCUGUGAAGUUUUUAAUAUAUUGUAGCGGAAGCUUGAUAAUUUGCCUGGUUACCAGAAGACUCACUGCAAACUAACAAUUAAAUGGAUCAACAAUAGUAGAGCAAAGAUAUUGUAUCACAGAAUACUCCUUUCAAAAUAAAUGAACUGUAUGUUAAACUAGUCAAAAUAGACUAAUGCUCUAUGCUAUUUUUCUUUAAAAGAAAAAAAGUCUUAAUAAAGAACACAAAUACACCUAAAUGAUCUUUUGCAUUUAGAAAUGAAUCAUUAUUCAGCAGGAGGUAAAGAUCAUUUUGAAAUAAAGAAAAGCAAGGACAAAAAAAAAAAUACAGAAUUAGUCUUAUCUUUGUACUGUGGUUUGCAGAUAGGAUUUUCAAUACAUAUAUACUAGUUAGUUCCCUUUCUUUCCUGAACAAAUAUAUACAUGUAUCUCAAUGCAUAUGUAAAACACUAUUUCUGCAAAAAAAUGAUAAAAGCUUGUGUAGUUUAAGAGGCAGUACAGAUGAGUACAGUGAUUUAUUCUUUGCUCCUAGACUGGAAUGAUGUAAUACUCUUUUAAAGAAACAGAUACAUGUGUGGAAUAA